CUCCAAAGAGCACAUACAGGACAUAUCACAUGUUAAACCUGAGAAAUCUGGUAACAGCUUAUUUUGAAUUUGAUGCCUUCACCUUGUGUUGCAACAAUCUUCUUACUCGAUUUUGGGUUUUAGCUGCUCACCAGUGAAGGACUUCCUUUCUUGUACUGUUUGCUUCAUAACGCUGCAAAGCACCCAGACUACUUCCACUACACUAGUAAUAAUGCUGCUCAAUAAGCUAUUUAAAAAACAUUUAUUUAUGUAUUUCAGUUUAAAGAAUUAAGUUUUUAAAAUUUAAUUAACCAUGUAUUUACAAAACGUGAUUAAAAAGCCCAAUGAGGACAACCACAAAACAAAAGGCUGUGAAAGUAACAAUAAUUCAGAGUCCUGGGUUGGAGCAACCUGUAACUCAACGCUUCCUUCAGCCGGCUCUUUGAUUGUAUUUCUGACCCCCCUGCUCUGAAACUUUUACAUGUCAUUCAGCAUUAACGGCGCCUUCACAGCUGUGUAAAACAAACACUUGGACCGUUAGAUUAUAGAACAUAAACCUAAACAUUUAAUUUUAUUGCUGCACAGCAGCAGCUAAAAGGAGCCACGUGUGGAGCAGUCUAUGUUUGUAGAGAAGACGAGCUUCUGAUGUUUGAGACGUCGCAGUCUUCACCUGGAAGGUAAGAGUGACCGAGCAGAGCUGCGAGCCCGGAUUCAGACCACCUGCUGACAUCACGCCUCGUUAGAUUCGGCUGUUUGCACAGUCUGUGAUGUCACACUGUGCAACCUGAGAGACAAAGUUCAGGGAGCAAAAGCCCUGGCUUUUUCAGCCUAAAGAGCAAGAUCUCCUCUGUCAUCUGACCUUUGACCUGUGUCGAUUGAGGGCCGUCUAAAUCAAAAACAGCUUCUCUGUCAUACAUAGGAGUGACCUGAGAUAAAGACAGCCGAGAUUCGAGUUUAUUAAAAGUUUUUAGUUACUUUAAAGAAAUAUAAAAUAUGCUUAUAAAACUACGAGGGUUCGAAUAAAACUACUUAGAAACUCCCGAAGCAUUUAAUUAAUACUUAUACAGAAAAUUAACCUCUAGAUAUCUGAGGUGUGAUUUCAGUUUAACUACUGUGGAUGUUUUCAUUUCGAGGUUAGAGCGACUGGUUUAACUCUCGUUCUUUCUGUCUUGUUUGUUUUUAAAUGUCUCCAGUUCAGUCAGCAAACAGUAAAAUAGUGCAUAAGUGAGCAUCAACCACAUCAUUUUCUGACUACUUUGAGUAAGCUUGCCUGGGCAUGUGCAGCGAUUUUGCAAUCUUGGACUUUCCCUAAUUUCUGUGAUGUUCUGGCUUUUUGUCAUCUGGGGACUUCCUCCGUCACCGGAGUCAUGCUUGAGUCAUGAUUGCCCUCGUCUGUCCUCCUCAUACUGAGUGACGCUCUCUGAGGAUUGAGCUCUAAUAGCUCACAGCUCCCCAAUAAACAUGUAAUUUCAUGUCCAGUUACUUAUGACUCUCAGGUUUCUCUCCACAAGUUCCUUCUUAUUAUUGCGAUGCUGGACGUCAACAUUACUCGUGACCAAAAUUUAAAAGAACGAGAUCAGUGUAUUUACAAGUAACCUUCAGGCUGCUCUAAACACAGUUUUUGUUUCCUAUUCUUGUAUACAUGAUAAAGAGAUCGGAGAAGCCCCACCCACCUGCUGUGCAGCCCUUCUGUUUGUGAGUGGCAGCCAAACAGAGUAAGGUUAUCUUAAAGGGAGAGGAGACCAAUUUACUGCAUCACAGCCCAGAAAAUAAACAUAAAUAAGGACCUUUUUAAAACUUUGGAUCAUGAAAAGCUGCUCCAGUAGAGUCCAAGAGCAAAAACAUGAGUUUGAACACAAACUAAGCAGAAGUGUAGCCAGAAUGGGGUCAGUGGCACAGUGGUCAUGUCCCAAUGGGACUCUUUUGGGCAGAACCUGGACGGCACCCAUGGCUCCAGGCUGAGGCCUUGAACUUUUUCUUAAUAAGUUUGCUUAAAUCACCAUCAGACUGACCUUGAGAGACCUUACCAAGCAAGCGCUGCCACGACAGCACAGCUCCUCAUGCGCCAUACCAUUUAUUUUUAUUUUGUAGAUAUUGGAGAUAAUAAACUAUAAUAAUAAUCUCUAUCUAUGGUGCAGUAAUAUUAUACAUAAAGCUAUAGAGCAGUGUGAAUAAUCAAAUCAUUUCAUUUUACUCAAAGUAGUCACAAAUCAGAACUUCUCCUGGUUGACUCCAAAUUAUCGCUAUCCAACUGUUUUUCUGUUACUAUCAAUAACUCGUCAGUUUCAAUCUGUUUGGCGUCAUUCUUGACAGUACAUUAUCCUUUGACUUGCACAUCAAUGAUGUCACUCGCUCAGCAUAUUUGCAACUCUGUUACAUCAAUCGCCUCCGCUCCUUCCUCACUCAGCAUGCCGCUGUCAUUCUCAUCCAUGUAACUCACUCUUAUUUGGCCUGCCACAAAAAUCCAUCAAUAAGCUUCAACGUGUCCAGAACUCUGCUGCCCGUAUUAUUACUAGGACUCCCUCUACCACCGCAUCACCCCUACCCCCUAUGGCUCCCAGUUAAACUUUACAUUAAUUUUAAAAUACUUCUUUAUACAUUUAAGGCCACUCAUUCUCUCUCCCCACCAUACCUUUCUGAUUUGGUACAGAUCUCCAUCCCAUCCCAUCCCUCAGAUCCUCCUCGUCUUGUCUUCUUUCUGUUCCUUCUUUUCGUCUUACUACCAUGGGGGGCAGGGCUUUUAGUCGCUCUGCCCCUGACCUCGGAAACAUCCCUUCAUUCCCUCUUUUUAAGUCCACCCUCAAAACCCACCUGUUCAAGAUGCCUACUCUAUAUAACUUCUCCAUGCUCUUAAACUUUAUUUUAUUAUUGUGUUUAUUUCCUGUUUUUAUGCCUGUCUUAUUUGCUCUGUGCAGUGUCCUUGGGUGUUUUGAAAGGUGACUUUAAAUAAAAUGUAUUAUUAUUAUUAUUUCAGCUACAACAUUAAAGUAAUAUAGACAUCAAUUAAUCAGUAAUUGGGGGGGUCCUCGGUAACCCUAACCGGGCAGGGCGAAGUGGUCCAGCUUUUUCUUCAUAGAGGGUCUUUUGAACCACACACAGAACCAGUUUACCUUGGAAGACGCCAAACAGAGAAACGAUUGCAAACUUGUCCACCAUGAUAAAGUUUUGCUUCCCAGAUGGGAAUUUUUUAUGAAAUAUUCUGAAUUCCUGUGGAGGGAGCGGCGUUUACCUAUUCCCGGUCCCCAACCCGUCCCACGGCACACGCCCCUGCCUUAAGGACAAUAUUUCUGCUUCACGCAGUUGGAUGUCCACACCACCAGGCCAGAGGGGUGAUACCAAAAGUCCAAUGCUUUCAGGUUGAGGGCUAAAAUCGAACCCAUGAUGACGUGAUGGUGUUGUGGGUGAGUUUCAGAGUAAAAGAGUCUCAUUGUUAAAGUUUAAAUAAGUUGUGUACCAACAACACAAACUCUCACAAAGUGUACUCAAAAUAAAUAAAAGAGCUUCGUCUGUUUGGAUCAAAGGUAAACUGAUCAGAAAACUCACAUCUCGUGACCUCCCGUUAACCUCCAUGCGGGUAAAACCCCCGCUCUCUUAUUGGCUGACGGUCGACCUGCAGACAGGUGAGGAUGGCAGCUCGUGCUGACAUGGUGCUGCUGCUGCUGAGUGGUUCGGUUCUGCUCGGACUCUCCGCCGGUCCCGGACACUCCUCUUCCUCCUCGGCUCCGGAUUCUGAGCGCGGCAGGAUGGAGCUGCGGCGCGUGCGCACCCUCGCGGCUCAGUCCCGGUACGGAGAGUGUUGGGCGCGAGCUCUGGAGCACCUGGACGCGAGCUGCAGGGACUUGACGUCGGAGAGCCAGAGCUUGAUCGCGCUGCGGUUCACCCACUGUCACCUGAGCAGCUCAGGCAGGGAUUUCCCAGCAUGCCCUGAGGGGUCAGAGGUCAGCAGAUGUACAGCUGGCAUGGACACAGUGGCGUUUAACAGCUACACAGAGUUCUUCACACACACUCACUCCAUGUGCCACUUCCUGCAGUCUGAGGCCUGGCAGCGCCAAGCAGAAAACACCAUUUACAGGCUGACGGAGAGCUCGGCAGGUGUAGCCGAGCAGCUUCAGUCCACCAAGCUGAUGGCUGAGGACCUGAUCGAGGCCCAGAGUGCUGCCUUGCAGGCGCAGAAGGCGAUCCUGUCCAAUGGCGAGGAGCUCAGAGUCACACUCAGAGACUCAACACGGGGUCUGCGGUCGGUGUUCUCAGAGCUCAGCAGCACCUCGAGGGAGCAGCAGGUGGCGCUGUCCGAACUCUUCAACAGAGUUUCCUUUUUGCAGAGUUUCCUUCUGAUGGAGACUCACAGCCUGAGCUCCUGCUGCUACAACGCCGCUGCCCUCUGCACCUCCUUCCUCAUCACCUCCACCCCACGCUCCUCCAGAGCCAGGUUGGUGUUGUUGAGUUUAGUAUGUUUGAAUUUCUACCUGGAGAGAAAGAUCUACCAGUUUGUGCUGAGCUCUGAUAAUCCUGAGCACCAACACAUGGAGCUGCUCACUGUGUACGUGAGUGCGUUGAGGCGAUUCAUGGUGUGUGUUGGAGUGUGUGUUCUGCUGGUGGUGUGUGUGCGCUACAGGGACCCGGUGCAGCAGAGUCUGCAGGUGCUGCAGCAGCUCAGAGAGACUCAGAGGAGCCUGCAGGAGGCGCUGCAGCAUGCAGAGAGUUUAGGGGAGCGACGGAGGACGGCAGAGGACGAUCAGCUUCCUGUGAAGAUGAGAUCAGAGAGCAGAAGAAGAGAGGAGAUGCUGAGGAGGAAGGAGGAAAGAAGAGAAGAGGAAGACAAGGAAGACAUAUAUCCCACCACCGGUGGCUCAGACCCAUCGAACCUCUCGCACUUCGGUUGGAGCAGCGACAGCAUCCUCAGCAGCACCGAGAACGCCUCAUCAGUCGACUCCACCCUCAGGAACGGUUCCCACAACGCCUCAGUGCGUCAGAGUCCAGGCAGGCGUCCUCGUCGCUCAUCCUCUCGCCGUCCUCGGUCUCCCCCCUCCUCCCCGCUGGUGUACAGCAUCCUGGUGGAGGACAAACAGCCUCGUUACAGCCUGAGGAGCAGAAGGUCGGACAUUCACUGACUCAUCAUUUAUGUUCUCGUUUUUCUACUGGAAACAUAAUUUUACUUAUUUUUUUGUUUUUGUCUGUUUUCGUAAAUUUAAAUAAAAUGUUUUUAGAUUUAAAACAAGAAAACAUGUCAAAGUGAUGAGAUGUAAAAUGUCUGCUUUUGAAAUGUUUUCUGAGAUGAAGCUGAUUGGAGUUUACGGCACACACGUUGUUUUUUGUUUUUUUGUUUUAGUGCAUGUAAAAAAUUGGCAAAGGUAGUUUCUGGUACGAAGGUUGUGUUGAACUUCAGAGUUCUGAUAAACUCACAUGUUGUGUCCCGAAUCACAUACUUUGUUACUUGUAUUCACCGCUCUGAGUGCUUAAGUGCAUCCAAACUGUCAAGUAUGGCUACAGUUGCAGGAGCAACGGUCUAAGCUGAGGAGCCGAGACCUCGCUCCUCCCAGCCGUCUCCUCCAGCUCGUCUGAGGGGACAGUGAGGUGUUCACAAGGCAGCCGAGAGAUCUAAUCUCUCAGCGUGUCCUGGGUCCACAACAGAGACACCUCACCCCCCCAUCCCCAUUAGGACAUGUCUGGAAUACCUCACCUGGGUGGCACCUCGGAGGAUUCUCGAACCACCUCAUCUGGCUGCUGGCAGCUCUACUCUUCCUCUCCUGAACGAGCUCCUCAUCUAGUCUCUAAGGUAGAUGAGAGGGAAAUCCACAGCUUUGUGAUACUGCACUCAUAACAGUAAAAAAACACUUGGUGUGGAGUGCAGUACCUUAGCCAACAUGGUAAACAGGCAGAAACAGAAGCAAUUUUCAUCUGGUAGUAGAUGAAUAUCUAUUCUUUUCGGCAACACCGAGCAUUACCAAACCAGCCAAGAGAUGAUCUCUCCAGUGUGUCCUGGCUGUGUGUCAUUCACACGCUGCACCGCCAUCCAUACAGAGACACAGUAACAGCUACUGUUGGUCACACAAGAGAACCCCUGACAUUACCCGGUCAUAGUUUAGAGUGAAUGGACAUCAUAGGGUGAUCCACCUUCUUCUGGCAAUUUUCAUGGAGAUGGUCAGUGGUUUGACUCCACAUGCACGACACUGAUGAUGGAACCCAUGUGUGUGCAUGAUGGGUAAAAAGCACUUAAAGCUUCAAGUUCCCAGUUAAGAGUCCAAAAAGACCAGAUUCAGUCCUUUCAAGUGACGGGAGCUAAAACAGAGGCUUUCAGACGGAGCAUGAGAAAAGAGGCCAGAGCAGCAUAUGCUGCAGAAAGAUGAUCAAGCAGGAUAUUUAAAUAUGUCAGCAUGUCCCAGCAGGUGGCAGCAGAUCUUUGCUCUGCCUGAAGAAAAUGUUUUGACAUAUUGGGAGUCUGCUCCCGUCUGUGGACGGAUCUUAAAACCACUGAAAUGUGACCUUUGUUACGAUCUCAGACUGAGGCUCCGAGCGCAGCAGGGACAUGUGGAAUGAAGGGUUGGAGCCCCCUGGUGGUUGAAAGCUGCUGCUCACAUCAUCCUGAAACUUGAAUCUGUGCUUCUGUUAGAAAGAGAAAAAGCAGAGUCAUGAGUGGUGGAGAGUAAGUGGAGGUCAGACUCUGGUGUUGGUAAAGGGGAAAAAUUUAAAAUAUCCUGCUGGAAUUUUUCUCCAAAGUUUUCCUUUUGCUUCAAAUUUCAGCCUCAGAAAACAGAGAAAAUGAGAACCAGACCACAGGGAGAGGAGAGAGGGAGGAGGGGAGCUGCUCUGGGAUCAGAUGUCUGGACGGAGGAGGAGGAGGAGGAGGAGUUGUGGUGUCGGUCUGCAGCUCAGAUCAGACUUUCACACAAAAGCCUGGAGCUGCCGAGAGACGGCCAACCGACAGCCAGUCUGUCUGUCUGUCUGUUUGGACAAACUGACGCUGAAGAGAAAGAGCAAAAAGUCUUCAGAGGGAGUCAAACCAAAGCAGCAGGAGGAGCAGAAAUCAGAAAAAGUGGAGGCACUCGAGCAGGAGGAGAGCUGAGUCUGCACAUUCUGCUCUAAAGCUCCUACAGACGUGUUUGAUUUCAGGUUUCUGGAUCCUCAAAAGUUGUUCCUCAGCUUUAUCUCGGAGGAGCUGGACUGACAGAAACCCUCAGUCGGCACACCCGGGGAAGGUUUUUAAUCUGAAAACCACAUCAGCCGGAUUCCUCUGAUUGUUUCUGCGGAUACGUGACGUGGAGAUGGAGGCACGGAGACUGGUAACGUUUAGAUUCCUGAAAGAGUGACAAAGAGGAAAAGAUGGGAGCGAGAGGGGGAGGAUGAAGGAGGGUGAGACAUUUUUGACCUCCACAUGGCUUCAGCCAGAGAGCGAACCACCAGAGAGUCGCAGCUGAAGUUCAUUUUCCUGAAUGGAGAAAAGAGUGAAGCAGAUAACCGAUGCCGAGUGCGCCUGUGUGGAUUUCUCUGAGAGCAAAACUGACUCUGAACAAGCAGAAAGUGACUGAUUCAAAAACAAACACUCAUAUUUUAAAAUAAAAA
Haplochromis burtoni (Burton's mouthbrooder) is the source of this 7539-nucleotide messenger RNA. RefSeq lists its product as uncharacterized. The record is from RefSeq and is a predicted model, not a curated record. The transcript is spliced from 10 exons. The coding region runs from base 3606 to 5090 and encodes 494 amino acids. NCBI's taxonomy places the organism in Eukaryota, Metazoa, Chordata, Actinopteri, Cichliformes, Cichlidae.